AUGGCAGAGCCUCCGGGCGAACAGCCUGAGGAGGGGGAGAAACCCCAGGAACCGGGCCCAGAGCCCCCCAGGCAGCCCAGCGUUCCCUCUAGCAAAUCCCUGCACGGCCUCGCAAGGCAAUCUGGCCAAGGACUUCAAGGGCAGACCGGCAGCAGUGAGAAAGGCCUGGAGCCACAUCCAAGCCAGGACGAACAGCCAGCCCAGAUUCCCCUUCAUGAUCAGCAGCCAGGUCCACCUCAGCAAGUAAGAGGCAGCAUCUACCAGCCCCAGCAACCGAGGUUAAGUGUUUAUGAGCAGCAAGAACCAAGAGGGUCCAUCUACCAACCACAGCAGGCAAGAGGUAACCUUUUCCAAACCAGGGGUAGUAUGCCUCAGCCCCAGGACCAAAGGGUUGGAGCUUAUCGGCCACCGACAGGUGUUCAAGACACAGCAGGGGGCACUUCUCAGGAUUUUGUGGGUGGCGCAUCACAGCCACAGGACCAAAGAGGCAGCUCCCAUCAACCUUAUCAAGUGCCUUCAGUCAGAAGCACUCAACAGCAAUUUGACCCGGGACAUGGCCCUUACCAAACCCAUGAGCCCGGAUUGGGCCUCUACCAGCUUGGAGCUGGCAUUUACGAAGAUCAGGUUCCAGAUCCGGGGCCCAGAGCACUGGCAAUUAAGAAUGCAAAGGCUUAUCUCCUGAAAACAAGCAUCAAAUCUGGCGUGAGCCUGUAUGACCAUUUUGCUGAAAUGUUGGCCAAAAUCCUGGAGGAGAGGCCUGAAAACCCAGCAGACAUAAUUGAGAAUAUCAGCAAAGAUAUAAAGUGUGCUCGUUUCCAGAAGAAACUGGACACCCUCCGAGAUGAAUAUGAGAAACUGCCAACAUAUGAACUGGCUGAAAUGUAUAAGACUCUUUUCCAGAAGGUUGGUGGAGAUGGAGCAGAACAAGAAGUAGAAGAAGAAGCACUAGAGACACCUCUGCCCAAUGUAAUGGAGACAGCCUACUACUUUGAACAAGCUGGAUUUGGUUUGAGCUUGGAGGAAUACUACCACAUAUUCCUUGCCAUUAAACUACUGGUCACCACACACCCACUCCAGAACUGUCGCUUCUGGGGCAAAGUCCUAGGAAUAGAGGCAAACUAUAUUGUUGCUGAGGUGGAGUUCCGUGAGGGAGAGGAAGAAGAAGAGGCAGAGGAGGAAGAAAUACCUGAAGAAGUUUUGAAAGAGGGAAGCGAGAGGGAGGAGGAAGAUGAAGAUGAUGAAGAAAAAGAUGAGCCACCAAAACCCAACUAUAAGCCUCCGCCAAUAGUACCAAAAGAAGAUAAUCGGACUGGGACCAAUAAAUUCAUUUAUUUUGUCUGCAACGAACCGGGCAAACCUUGGGUGAAAUUACCUCCGGUGACACCUGCACAGAUCGUGAAUGCCAGGAAAAUCAAAAAGUUCUUCACCGGAAAGCUGGAUGCUCCCAUUGUAAGUUACCCACCUUUCCCAGGCAAUGAGGCCAAUUACCUGCGGGCCCAGAUUGCCCGCAUUUCAGCAGCUACCCAGAUCAGUCCAUUGGGAUUUUAUCAGUUUGGAGAAGAAGAAGGAGAUGAAGAGGAGGAGGGAGGAGCCGGAAGAGACUCAUAUGAAGAAAAUCCAGAAUUUGAACCCAUUUCUGUGACAGAGUUGGUGGAUUCGCUUUCCAACUGGGUGCACCAUGUACAGAACAUUCUAACGCAGGGACGCUGUACGUGGAUCAAUCCCCUUCAGAAAGCAGAGGAAGAAGAAGAGGAGGAUGAGGAAGAGGAGAAAGAAGAGCAAGAAGAGUCACAGCAAGAAGUAGGACCUCCACUUCUCACUCCACUCUCUGAAGAUGCAGAAAUUCAGAAUAUCACCCCAUGGUCAUCUGAGGCCUCCACAAGCUUGGUUCCUCAAUAUGCCAUUGCAGUUCUUCAGUCCAACUUGUGGCCUGGAGCAUAUUCCUUUGCUAUUGGCAGGAGAUUCGAUAACAUCUAUAUUGGUUGGGGUCAUAAAUACAGUCCAGUCAACUACACCCCUCCAGAACUACCUCCAGUGCAGACUGAGUACCCCAGUGGACCAGAAAUCUCAGAAACGGCUGAUCCGACUGUGGAAGAAGAGAUGGCACUCAAGGCUGCACAGGAGGAGGCUUUGGCUGUGGAAGAGAUGGAAGAGGAAGAGGAAGAAGAUGAAGAUGAGGACGAUUAA
Gekko japonicus is the source of this 2187-nucleotide messenger RNA. Its product is annotated as radial spoke head protein 6 homolog A-like. NCBI's taxonomy places the organism in Eukaryota, Metazoa, Chordata, Lepidosauria, Squamata, Gekkonidae. The record is from RefSeq and is a predicted model, not a curated record. The transcript is spliced from 6 exons. The coding region runs from base 1 to 2187 and encodes 728 amino acids. Gene Ontology annotation, cellular component: axoneme; radial spoke. Gene Ontology annotation, biological process: axoneme assembly; cilium assembly; cilium movement involved in cell motility.